Molecule: messenger RNA, 262 nt
Organism: Linum tenue
Lineage: Eukaryota; Viridiplantae; Streptophyta; Magnoliopsida; Malpighiales; Linaceae
Source: the annotation of a GenBank genome assembly
AGCAAAGCAGAUGGAAGAGGAGUCUUGACAUGACCAAAGCGUUAUGCCAGCUAUAGCCAGAGCUAAUCACCCCUCCAUCCACAAGAGGAUCAGCAGGAGCGAGAAAACGAAAGAGAAACUAUGGCAAAGCAGCAGUGGCAGCCUGGCCUCCCGCCAACUUCCUCAAAGAGAAGAUGAAGAGGACAACAAAGUUAAAAUCAAAGCAGCCUUGCAAAAAAUGCACGAGGAAUACCCAACUUUGUAACGAUAGGAUUAGAAGAGC